This is a messenger RNA of Cetraspora pellucida, 236 nucleotides long. NCBI's taxonomy places the organism in Eukaryota, Fungi, Glomeromycota, Glomeromycetes, Diversisporales, Gigasporaceae. The record is from the annotation of a GenBank genome assembly.
AACCUAAUUGCCAAACACGCAGUUUUGUACCGCCAUUGCAGAUCUGGAGCCUGAACACCAAAUGUCCGUGUUGCCCAAACACCGAUAAAGAGCCUUUUGUUAUGGAGCCUAUUUCUGUAUUUAUGAAACAAUGUGACCUUUCAACACUGUUAUCGUGGAUCCUAAUUUCUAGAAUGAAGUUACUCAUUAUUAUAAAGCCUAACUUCAAGAAUGAGGUUCUGGACCCUACUCCCUAG